Messenger RNA from Porites evermanni, 5623 nucleotides. The record is from the annotation of a GenBank genome assembly. Lineage: Eukaryota; Metazoa; Cnidaria; Anthozoa; Scleractinia; Poritidae.
AUGCUGCUGCAUGCAUUUUUCUGUUUCGGUGCCCUCGCAGUCGUUAUAUUUCCCUCUGAAAUACUCUGUAGUCAUUAUGGAGACAUCAAAGUGCUAAUUGGAGGCGUCGGGACUGGAAAAGUUGGAGAAAUAACAACAUUCAACGCUGUGGUUGUCACAAAACCUGACGCAAAGACAAGUCUUAAUGCGAGCGAAAGAGUCAAUUUCGAGUUUUCUUGGAAAGUUUCUUCAAAGCCAUGGGUAAUUUUAAAACACAAAAGAACUGCACGAAGAUGGGAUAACUUUCAGUGGCGGUGGACUGAAGCGGGGGAUCAUACGAUUUUUGUAUAUGUGCGAAUUUUUGAUGGGAAUGGCAACGAUUUAGCGCGUAAACAAAGACACCUCACAGGAUACAGUUCAUAUUUCGCUACAAACGAGACAAAGGUCACAGUUAGAGAAUCUGAUGGUGAGGUUCUAUCAACUCUUCAAAUGUGAAAGUCAGUUUCUUUAUCAACCCUUAUUCCGUAAAAGCGUGCCUUGAAAAGUAACUUUUUGAAAAUACCAGAAACUACAGAGAUCACUUAAAUUGUGGCUUUAGAUUGAUUCUUUUCUUUUUUUUUUCAUAAAUUUGAUUUGGAAAAUUUACUCCAGGCCAAUAUCUCAAAAAUGUGAACCCUAAAGAAAACAAUAUUAUUUUAAGCCACAAUUACGGAGAAUCUGAACUUCCUGGUAUUUUCACAGGCGGACCAUCCUGAACUGUUCGAGGCAUCAUGAUGUCACACGGGACAUGUGAUCCCAUCAGGGAUGUCAUGAAGAUUUCAAGUUGCCGGGUAAAUACGACCAGUAGGUGGGGAAUCAAAAAGCUAGGGAUUUUCUUUGGCUCUAUUUUUCUUCUACUUUCCUAUGAGAGUAACCGAGGACCAUGUUCAUAGUAGCUGAGGGAAAUUCCCAGCCCCCAGCUCUUAAUGGCAGCCCUGGAUCCCAUACAUUUACUUUAUUUUGUAACGCCUGUACUUGGCUUGAUUCAAGUGAUCGGUAGAAAUGCUUUAUGAAACACAGAAUUUUGCACCUUUCUAUCCCAAAUGUUGAUAUAAUGUAAGAAAAUAAAUAAAGAUAACUUACCGUAUGUUUUUAGUGUUGUGUUCUACAUUUUUGUGGCAUUUUCAAGCAAAAAACACAACAUUAAAAACAUAUGGCAGUAAUCUUUAUUCAUUUUUCUUACACUAUAUCAACAUUUUCAAGCAACUGAAAAUGCCACAAAAAUGUAGAACACAACACUUAAAUCGUACUGUAGUUAUCUUUAUUCAUUUUUCUUACAUUAUAUCAACAUUUGGGGUCAAAAGGUGCAAAAUUCUGUGUUUUAUGAAGCAUUUCUACCAAUCACUUGCAUCAAGCCAAGUGUGGGCGUUACAAAAUUAAGUAAAUGUAUGGGAUCACAUGUCGCGUGACAUCACAAUGUCUCAAAUAGUUUGGAUGGUACGCCUGUGGUAUUUUCAGAAACUUAUUUUUCAAGGGACGCUUUUCAUAAUAUGGUUCAGUAAAAGACUGACUUACCAAACAAGUUCAAAGUUGCUCUUCUUCCUGGCCCAUAUGAAUGACCUUCUUUAUCAUGUGACAUACCCGUGACACACACCUACAGCUGUAUGACACAUUCAGUCCAGACACUUCCCUUGGUUUCCUCAUUUCCUUCUUGGAGAGGACUUUUUUUAAUGGAGCCCUUCAAUUAUGCAGCCACAAGUUUAAUUUGUUGUUGGACAUCAGAUGAAUAAAUUUUGUCCUUCAACAUUUCUUAAUUUGUGUUUUGUUUUGUUUACUGUUUUUGUUUUGUAAAUACACACUACUGAUUGAAACCAUAUAUGCAUGAAUAGUGAAAAGAAAAAAAAAAUUCCAGCUUUGAAUAAGUUUUUUAGGCAUACUAGUCCAAAUAAAUUUCUUCAAGACAACAUAUUAUUGUCCCUUUAAUAGCUAUUAUAUGAAACAUUCAACACAGUGUUUCCAGCAUCAGUUUAAAAAGACUUGAAAUAUGUGACUUGUUUCUUGAUAUCUAGAUAUAGGACAAAAACACUGUAUCUCAUUUUUGAAAUUAUUAUAAUUUAGGUUAGGUGGAAAAUGAUUUUCAUGAUGUAUGUUGGUCUCUGAAUACAGGUGAAGACAAGAUUAUUGCAACUUUGGUUGCAUAUCAGAAUGCUUCUCUUAAAGGAGAUCAGAACAAGCUUUAUGUCGGAGCAGUGACCUUGGAGGUCAUAAUUCACAACUUUACACACCAAAAUCUUAGCAAUGUCACCUAUGACUGGAAUUUUGGUGAUGGAACAAACUUCACAAGCUCUCACUUGCAGAAAGUGAUUCACAAUUUUACAACAGUCAAAUCUUGUACAAUAGUGGUCAAUCUUCAUGGAUGGAUUCAGGGAAAGCUUUACAAAGGAAAGGCCAAUAAAACAUUGCAAUUUACAGGUAUGUGAUUUUCUUUUGCAAUGUCUAGACCAGUUGUCUGCUUACCUGUUUUUACAUAGCUGGAGAUUGCUUGCCUUAAAGUGAUAAAUACAUGUAGCUUAUCUUUACUUGGUGUGCAAACUGGAAUAAUAUAACAUCAGCUGUGAACUAACAAGAGGAAGCUCAUAGGGGCUAUUAUUAUGUUUUAUGACUUGGUAACAAUAUCAAUAAUCAACAAUGAAAAUUAAUACUUAAUACUUUAUUGAUAUUUUCAUCAACUCCCCAUAUUGCAUUAUGGAUUUCAGGGGCUUUCAGAAGGGGAUAUUGGAUUAUUGCCUGCAUUGCAGAUGUAAUGGAAUAGGUCAUUUUCAAAUUGCCUUAAUCCUUUGUUUCAGAGUGAAGCUAAGUGCAAAGCCGUGGAAAUGAAAAAGAUGUUUUAUUUCAUGAAAAAAUAACUAAUUUUCUUAAGAAAGGUUGUGCACUAACCCUUGUUUUUGUAAACUUGUACUUGUAAAAUGGCCUAUUUUAUGGUCUAUAAGUUCAUAAAACCUUUUGUUCUUUUCAGAUGAUAUUCAUUUGCACCUGGUGAUCAAAUGUUCUUCUGGGCCUAAGCUUCCUUCUAAUCAUCAAAAUGCAUUCCCUACAGACAUUCCUCUUGAGUUUGAAGUAAAUUUUAAAGAUCCUUAUAAUCUAAUAACAGGAGUUUCUACUGACUGGAAAUUUGGUGAUGGUUCCAAACCUGUGGUCAGGUGGAGCAAAAGAAGAAUUUCUCAUACAUUCCAUAAAGAAGGAAAAUAUUCCAUUUGGUUAACUGUCAGAGUUAAUACUAAGUUUCUGGGAAAGAAAUCAUUUCCAGCAGUUCUAAGGCAUCUCUAUGUGAAAGGUUGGUAGAUGUGCUUCACAAUUUUGCAAUGUAAAUUUUUUUUUAUGCAAUCGCAUUUGGACCAUAAAAUGUAAGAGUUUGGAAAUAUUCCAGGCUCUUCUACCUGUUAUCAUUGCCUCUCAUGCACUGUUAGAGAGUUUGCACUUUGUUAAUUAUUAUUCUGUUCCCUGUUAGCCUGUGCUUUUCACUAACAAGCCAAAUGAAAUAUGUUGAGGUGCUACAAAAUGGUAGUGUUUUGAUGUUGCAGAUGGAUGCAAUAACCAAAUGUUGUAAUACAGAAGACUGAAAAAGACAUGGAACAAUACCCAUGUGCCAAAAACAAAAGUGAACCAACAAUAGUUUUCACAACACAAAGAAACACGGAACAAAAUUAUUGCUUUGCUGUUUAUGUUACAGAUCCUGUAUACCUUAAAGUGAGACACAGACAUCUUGAACAUAAAGACAAGACAGUGAGAUUUAACAUUUCUUGCAAUGGAAGGCAAGUUAUUUUUACUACAAUCCUCUUUGACACUUGAGUGUUUUGUUCUCAAAUCAACUCACCAGGGUUCACAGACCAGUGGCGGAUCCAGGGGAGGGCCCUGGUACCCCCUCAUUUUUAAACCAUACUGAGGCCUGAGGGGCUGAAAAAAAAUUUUUUUGAGACCGCCCCCCCUUUAUCUCAGGGUCCUGAUGACCGAGUCCCCCCCCCCCUCCCCUCAUCUAAAAAUAUGGAUCUGCCACUGCAGACUUAAUAACAGGAAGAGUUUUAUAAUCUCAUUUUAAUACUUAAAGAACCUUUUAAUAAUUUAAACUGGAUUUUUUGAUUGCCAAAUUAUUUGGCAUUACUUGGAGACUGUUUGUCUAUUUGCCAAUACAUGAGCAAAUCUAUACUGAAAGCGGUAAAAGUACUUUCUAUUGCUCUACAACUUCUUCUAGAACAAAUAUUGCUCUUUGACGUCAUGUUUAAUAAGACUACCUGUGUUGUACUGAGUAAGUUGUAAGACCUUUUGUCAGAUCAUUACCAGAGUUGGCUUCACUGAAGUAAUUUUCAGGUGUAGCUUUUGUUUUGAGUUUGAAAACAGCAUUUUAGCUUCAGGACUAGUAAAUUAUGCUUGCGUAAGGUUUAUUCAGUAUUGACCCCAGUAGUGUUGUGAUCUUUGUUUUUAGUGCAAAUAUUUAUCAUGAGCUGCAAAUAAUGUGUCAGUGUUAAUUACUACACUCAUCUUAAUUUCAUUUCCGUCAUCUUUUUCAACAGUCUUCCUGUUUCCUUUCACUGGUGUGUCACCAAACAAUGCCAUCUUCCCCCAGGAGAAAUAUGCAGUCCUAUGAUGGAGUACAGAAACUCUUGUAGUUUAAUAGUGAAUCACAGAUUUAAUGAUGCUGGCCAGUAUUGUGUUAAUAUUGGAGUUAUGAAUGAUGUCAGUGGUACCAACACAUCUCUUAUGGUACAGAUUCCUGGAGGUAUGUUACCUGUGAAGGGUUCUUGCACAAACAUUGUGCCAGACUGGGCCCAUUUUAAACUGACUGGGUCGAAUAUCAACAAGUAAAUUUAGUGAGGGGAGAAAUGAUUAUGGACAUUCACGGUUUCAGCCUUGCUUUCUUGAUUUCCAGUAGUUAACAAUAUUCCUACACCAAGCUGUAGAUCAAUGAUAGUACCUGUAGACUAAAAUUUCAGACUUAAAUAAUGUACAAAGGUUGAAGGGAGACCUGUCCAUGUUCAUGUGGCAAAUAACUCUAAAGUUUAUGUUGUGUUAUGAUGGCUGACUGGAUUGAGCAACGAUUUUACAUCGAUGUUUAAAAAAAGAUAGACAUUUAUGAUUGUCAUCUUCUACUUAGAUUGCACUUUAUUAUGAUGUUAUUGAGAACUCCUUGCUGAUCAAGUAGAUCGAGACAGCAUUCUGUAAUUUUAUCAACAAGUGAUAACUCAAAACAUCUACUGUGUCAUGCCAGGAGCAGAAUUUUUGACAAGUUAUUAGAUAUACUUAAAUGGUAUUUGCAAUGAACUAUAAGAGUUAAAGCUAAAAGAGUUGUCUGUCCUUCUUAGGUGAUAUCCCAGCUCCUAAACACAACCACAGAAGAACAUCUUUAACAGGAAUAAUUGUAGCGCUCUUUGUCCUGUGCAUCUUAUUGAUUGCUGUAGCUGUGAUUGUGGCUCGAAAGUGGAUUUAUAGUAAAAGAAAAAAGACAGAAAAGGCUGACUUUGAAUUCAGAGAUCUGGACGCCUUGAGUGUGUCUUCAGUGGAAUUGUAUAGAAGGAAGACUUGCUUUGGACGAUGUGGAUCAAUUUGGAGCUCACGUAAAGCUGAAGAAAGAAUGCCUCUUUUUAGAGACACACAGCUGUAUACGCUCUAA